AUGGAAGAAACAGAUGCUUUAAUUAGAGAUUCCAAUAAAGCGAGAAUAAGAUCAAAUGUUUCAGACGUGGAAUCCAUCAACCUCGAGCUUGCAUAUGAAGAAACAAUUGUUGACGACUACCAAUCUGAACAUAGCGACAAGCAAACUACCUCUUCAGACGAAGACGCUGAAUCAAUCGAACUCGAUAUCGUGGAUGAGGAGAUGUUCAACAUAGCCGAGGAAGCCGAAAGAUACAACACUAGCAAAGAUUCUUUGCCGUUUGCUUUGCGUAUAAUUGACAAGGAAAGCUUGAGGAAAAAGUUCAAUGUUGUCAAGGCGAAGGCACGCAUGUACAUGGUAAAGGACUUCUAUAGUCAACCGAACUGCGACAAAUGCGCAAAACCGUUGAUUUUUCUGUGCUCUUGUAAAAGCAAUCACGAUCGUCUGACUACCAUAUACAAAAAUUUUAAACUCAGCUGCAAGAGUAAGCCUAAAGCUAUGUUUCGAUGCUCAAAGUGCUCGUACGAAUCAAAGCAAAAGCAUCACCUUAAUCGACAUUUCAAAACCAAACACAUGACCAAACACAGUGUCCCGAUUGUAGACAAAAAAUUAGUACUUUUACCGACUUUUUGCGGCACCGGUUAUCCGAGUGUCCGUAUGAGAUUGAUACCGAGUCUCUCGUGAAUGUAUUUACGUGUGAUAUUUGGAUUCGUUCACAUGGACACUUAACUUCUUCGGCGUAACCAAUAUAUCUUACAGCACAAAAUUCAAACCCUGAAACCAUCUCUCCCGAGUAAGCACAGCGCAAAAAGCGUGUUUGCGCCUCAAGCUCAGGGGAUAACCCGAACGCGACGCAUUUGUACCGGUUGAUUGAUCUACGAACUGCAUACACACUCUAGAUUUUUAUUUUUCCAUUUUUUUCGCUCUCUCCCUCGGUCGCAGCGUCGUAUUUAAUGCCGACGCGUUCGGGAAUCACCGGGGGGAAUACGUUUUGACGCGAAGCUCCGCGGGGGGAGAGUAGAGCUUUCGAAAUAGGGGAUUAUGCUCGGCUCGUUGCCGGUUAUUGUUUUACGGAAAGGGCCUAAACGUUAUGAGCCGGAUUUCGAGGUGGGAUAUAGAAUGAGAUUAGUUUUUUUAGUUGCGAUUUGAAAUAUAAUCUCCGUACAAGCUCAGCGACGUAGGAUGUGGUCGAUUCACGUUCCGCUCAGACUCGCGUUGUUCUAGCUUCGAUGUUCUGUGCGACGACUUUGAGAUGCGGGUUAUUUCUCUACGUGAAAAAGGACGAUGGGGGGAAUGGCACUGCUACUGUCUCUGCUGUACCUCUGUGUAGCAGUCAGACGCAGAAGUCUGCUGGUUUUGUUGCGGUCUUUUCUGAUAAGGAGCGUCCUGAGUGUUUGCGUUUUCUGCGGGUUUGGAUUUUGUUUGAAGUUGUUCGGUAAAUAUCGGUUUGUCCAUCAAGUAAUAACGUUGCAACGAUCAUAAAUCUUGUUUGCAGGGUUAAAGUUUUCCCGCGCGAGUUUGAAGGAAAUUACGUAGACCGGAGCUUGUGAAGUUAGCGAAAUCAGAGUCACGGCGCUCAACAAUAAUUUUACAAACUUUCGCGGAACGAAUUUACGGUAAUUAACGUUACGAAUUUCGUUAAAAUAAUACAUCGGUCAUUAAAGGUGUAAUUUUUCACUUCAGAUUGACAAAGAAGAAUAUUGAUAGGACACACGUGUGGAUUCGAAUAAUAGUCCUUUCAAUUAAGAGAUAGCAUCUGGGAUGAUUUAAUUAAUUGAUUGAUGAUGAUUGCAGCCGCAUAUGUAUACAUCAGCGUGAAAAUUCAAUUUAUACACCCACGUAUAAUCGUACAUGAAUAUCUGUUACAGAAUAUGAUUGUGUCGAUAAAAUGAAAUCAUUUGGCACGUUUAAAUACACGAAAUAACUGAA
Molecule: messenger RNA, 1908 nt
Organism: Nasonia vitripennis (jewel wasp)
Lineage: Eukaryota; Metazoa; Arthropoda; Insecta; Hymenoptera; Pteromalidae
Exons: 5
Coding region: 1-663 (220 amino acids)
Source: RefSeq, a predicted model, not a curated record